AUGAAAAACACGGUGUUUUGGGUGAUUUUCGGCGUGUUUUCCGCGGGUUUCCGCGCGGAAGACGCGGAAGCGGAAGCGGAAGAUCCGCCGCUGAAAUGGCGUGACGCGGAUGGGCUCGAAAUUGAGAUCAUCAAAAAAAUUCCCGAGGAAAAUUGUGGGAUCAAAUCGCAGGGCGGCGAUUUGGUGGAUCAAUUUUAUAAAUUAUCCGAUGAGGAUGGCACGGAGGUUGGCAGCAAUUUCGGGAAGAAACCGUGAGUUUUUGGGGGUACUGUAGGGUUACUGUAGGAUUUUUGGCGCGAAAAUUUGGAGCAUUUUGAUACCCAAUAAGCCUAGGUUUCUGAAAAUUCCAAAAAUUGAUAUUUUUUUAAAUCCCCAGAUUACUGUAGGUUUCCUGGGGUACUGUAGAUCUCCAGGGUUACUGUAGAUCUCCUAGGGAGUACUGUAGAAUUUUUGGCGGGAAAAUUUGGAGCAUUUUGAUAUCUCAUAAGCCUAGAUUUCUAGAAAAUUCGAGAAAUUGAUCUUUUUUGGUCCCUAGGGUACUGUAGGUUGUCAGGGUUACUGUAGAAAAAAAUUUUGAAAUUUUCGGACUCUAAAAAGGACUUGGAUUACUGUAGAGGAGUACUGUAGAUUUUCGUUCCACGUGGCUUUUUUUUUUGGAAUUUUUUGAAACAUUCUGAAAAUUUGGAUUUCAAGAGCUACCGUACUCCAGAACAACAGUAACCCUGAGGUAAAAUUUCAGCGCGCAAAAACCUACAGUACUUUAUUUUAAGGUACAGUAAUCCAAGAAUCCUGUAGAUCAAAAAGUAUCAAAAUUUUAGCUACAGUACCCCAAAUCUAGGCUUAUUAGGGCUCAAAAUGCUUCAAAUUUUUCAAUCUACAGUACCCCUGGAGAGCUACAGUACCCCUGAAGAGCUACAGUACCCCUGAAGAGCUACAGUACCCUGGGGACCAAAAAAAGUUCCAAAAAAAUGGGAAUUUUCAAAACCCAGUCAUAUUCGGUCUCAAAAUGCUCCAAAUUUUCUGGCGGUUAAUUUUACAGUACCCCUGGAGAGCUACAGUACCCCCACAGUCUACAGUACUCUUUCCAGCUACACCUUCACAUUGGGUCGAAACCAAGUGAUAGCGGGAAUGGAUCGAGCGAUGCGUGGAAUGUGUGUCGGCGAGAUGCGACGCGUCGUAAUCCCGCCAAAACUCGGGUUUUCCGCGUCCGCGUCCGCGUCCGCUUCCGCGCAGCAGAAAAAAUCUCUAUUACACCGUGCAGCUGGUCGGCUUGUUCCGCGCAAACCCUGGCGAUUUUUGGACCACCGAACACGGCAUACAAAUCGAGCAGACCCACAAAAUCGCGGCUGACAUGCCGUGCAGAAAAGCGGAACGCGGUGACAAAAUUUGGCAACAAUAUGUGUUGCGACUUGAGGAUAACACAUUGGUGGAUUCGAGCUAUUCGCGAAAUGCUCCGUUCGUUUUUCGGCUCUAUAAUCGGGUGAGUACUGUAGUUGGGGUACUGUAGAAUUUUUUGCGCAAAAUUUGGAGCAUUUUGAUAUCCAAUAAGCCUGGGGUUACUGUUGAUUCGAAAAAUUCCAAAAUUUUGAUCUACAAGAUUUUUGAGCCAGAAUAGGACUUUUUUGGUCCUCAGGGAUACUGUAGGUUUUCAGGAGUACUGUACUUUCUCCAGGAGUACUGUAGGUUAAAUUUGAAACAAAAUGAGCUAUAGAUUGUUGGUUUUGGAGUACUGUAACUAAAGUUCCAAAAAUUUUUUUGAUCUACCGGGAUUUUUUGGGUUACUGUAGCCUCUCCAGAGGUACUGUAGGUGCAUUUUUACCUCUAGAAAAUUCUAGAAUUCAUUUUUUUUUCGAGAAAACCUGAAAUUAAAUUUUUGCGCACGCGCCUACACUAAUUAUAGGGGUUCUAAGAAUCAAAAAAGUAGAAAACAUGUUUUUUUUUCGAAAAAAAAAAGUGUAGUUUGGGCUGAAAAUCUGGAAUUUUUAGCUGAAAAUCGAAUUUUAGACCUAUAAAACGCUGAAAAUCCACCUAAACUAUGUCAAGGCGCGGCUCCUUGACACCUCUAAAGCAUCUCAAGGCGCCACCCCUAUACAUAACUAUAUCACCUCAAGGCGCGGCUGCUUGACUGUCAUAAUGUGUGUCUAGGAGCGGCUGCUUGACACCUCUCUAAUGCAUCUCAAGGCGCCACCCCUAGACAUCGCUAUAUCUCCUCAAGGCGCCGCUGCUUGACAGCAUAAGCUUACCUCUAGGCUCCAUUGCUUGCCAACCCAAACACCCCUCAAGGCGCCACCCCUAGACAUCACUAUAUCACCUCAAGGCGCGGCUGCUUGACAACUCAAAAAUGUGUCUAGGAGCGGCUGCUUGUCAUUUUCUAGGCUAAAAAACGCUGAAAAUCCCGAAUUUCCCAUCAAAAACCCGAUUUUCAGGAAGUGAUAGACGGUAUGGAUAUUGCAAUGGAUGGAAUGUGUGAAGGAGAACGGCGUCGAGUUGUCAUCCCCUCAGAAUACGGUUACGGUGCUCAAGGAUCGCCGCCGGAAAUUCCAGGAGGCGCGCGACUUUUUUUCGAAAUUGUUCUCGAAAAAUUGGUGAAACGCGAUGAAUUAUAG
This is a messenger RNA of Caenorhabditis angaria, 2606 nucleotides long. NCBI's taxonomy places the organism in Eukaryota, Metazoa, Nematoda, Chromadorea, Rhabditida, Rhabditidae. The record is from the annotation of a GenBank genome assembly.